Dioszegia hungarica is the source of this 1212-nucleotide messenger RNA. RefSeq names its product cupin-like domain-containing protein. Lineage: Eukaryota; Fungi; Basidiomycota; Tremellomycetes; Tremellales; Bulleribasidiaceae. Bases 1 to 1212 code for a protein of 403 amino acids. The transcript has 9 exons. The record is from RefSeq and is a predicted model, not a curated record. Gene Ontology annotation, molecular function: 2-oxoglutarate-dependent dioxygenase activity.
AUGAGCGAAGACGACUUUGACUAUGACUACGAUGAAGACUAUCGGCGGCGGCAGUCCCGGACUGAGCUGGCGCUGCAUCGGCUGCUCGAUGACUAUCGAGCUUUACAGCCGCCCAUACAUACUCGGCUAAAAGCGCCGCCUAACGCCUUGGAGGCUCUACGGAUGGUAAAUGCCGCUCAUCCGACGAUCAUACACGGAUGUAACCCGCUUACUCCGGCCGGGGACGGGCUAGACUGGGAGGAUGCGGAGACGUAUAGGCGGAUACUGGGGAACGGAGAGGUGACUAUUGCAGUCACUGACGACGGAUACGCUGAUUCGGUUAGGAGAUUAGCGGAUGGAUUCACCACCUUCGUCAAGCCUCUUGAAGAGAAGAUGGCGGUCCCAGACUUCCUUGACAGUCUAUGUGACCCGGAACACACCGAGAUUAUGUACCUCCAAUCGCAGGAUGGGAACGUCUACCGCUCUGAGCCGCGUUUGGACGGUGAUGAGCUCGAGGGGAUGCGAGAGUAUCUUCAGAGGGACGUUAGCUGGAUGAGGGAGGCGAUAGGCGAGUCAGCGGAUGCUGUGAACCUUUGGAUUGGGUCUAGUCGGAGCGUCACCUCGUUACAUCAUGAUCCAUAUGAGAACAUCUACCACGUCCUGUCUGGUACCAAGACAUUCACGCUUAUAUCCCCCAUAGAAGGUCUCUGGCUAUCCCAGAACUUCCAUCCCACCUCGACCCUCCGCCGCUCCACCUCCUCCUCCGCCCUCGAGCCCAUCCCCGACCCGCCCCCUGCGUACCCUGUGCCCUGGGUCGAAUCUGAGCUGUUCCUCUCCCCGAUCGAGCCACUCGUGGUCACGCUCCACGAGGGGGACACGCUGUACCUCCCGUCCGGUUGGUGGCAUCGUGUAGAACAGACAGAGGGGGCUGGUGGGCUAGCUGUGGCUGUCAACUAUUGGUACAAUUCGACAUUGCAGGCGUCAUCCCAUGCGCUAUUCAGGCUCGCACAGAGAACAGCGAGAAUAGCAGGAUGGGAGGGUGUCGUCCCUGUUGAUCUGGACGAGAGCGAGGAGGAAGAGGAAGAAGAGGAAGAAGGGAGGGAGCAUGAUGGGGAAGAUAGGGAGGAUGGCGGGGAUCUGAGGGAUGGGUACUGGGGUGGGCAUGCGGAGGGACGGGGGGAGAGUGGAAGUGAGAGUGGAGAAGAGUGGGAGCCGUCAGACUGGGGGAGAUAG